AUGCGAAUCCAGGAGUUUUAUGCAUUCGCUGUUUCAAGGCAUUGCUUAGUGGCUGAGAUCGACCUGGAGGUAGGCCAAGUCGUUGUUCGCUUCAUUCGAAGGGAUUGGCACAACGAGCUCGGGGAUCAGAAGAGAUUGCUGAUUCCACCGCCUUUGGAUGACAACCACAUGGCCAUACACUCUGUAAGGAAUCUCCGGUUCUACAAGUUGACAGAUCUGGCAGCAGAGAACUCGGAGCGGCUGAGUCAAGAAGAGAAUCUGGUUUCUUUUGAAGGCGACAAUCUGAAUGUGGUGGCCAGUGUCUCAGAGCCUACUGACAAUGACAUUGACAGCCGCGGCCGUUCCAUGCCGAGUGCCUGUUGGUCUGCGCUGUCACUUUUGAUGAUUGAAACCAAGCGACGGCAGAGGAGAGACAAGGUCCUACAGAUUGCGGAGGCCUCGUCCAGCGAGAGCCCGAGCCCUCCCCCUCCAAACCCUUUGUCCAAACUGCGCCGGAACUACAGCGAGCCCGCAAAGCUGGAGAACCUGUGGGAUGGAAUCCGCAGACUCGACUCUGAGAUCGAGAGCGUCUUCAGCAGUAUUCGCUCCCAAAGCGAUGAUGACAUUGAAGAGGAGCUGGCAAAAGUCAAUGCAUAUGCGACAGCGGGUCCUUGCCGCCGAGCCUUCCCAGAACGUUUCUUGGCUCUCUUGGUGACCUUGGCAGUGGAAGUGCCGGUGGCCUUAAUCAUCACUGGCGGCUCCAAGGAGCUGAAGUCGCUGGUGGGUUUGGAGCGCUACACUUUGUUGAUGGCCUUCCUCCCACUGACCUCAGCCAUUUCGGGCAACGUCGGACUGCAAGCCUCUUCUUUAACGACACGAGCAAUCUCACAUGGGAGCUGUGCAAAAGCAACAUAUUGCGCUUGGAUGUGUACUGAGAUGAGCACGGCUUGCUUGCUGUCCUUGACAACUGGCUUGGCAGUUGGACUGCUUGCAAUCGUUUGGACCUGGCAAUCCUUCGAGUCGGGGAUUGACGUGGGCUUCUCCCUGACCGUUGCCAUUGCUCAAGCCUUCAGCAUCAUCGUGGCAGGGCUCACCGGGAGUGCCGCACCGCUGGUGUUCUCAUUCCUUUUUCAUGGUGAUGCUGGCAAGUGGGCAGGACCGAUGGAAACAGCCAUCCAAGAUGUGGCUGGAGCCUUUGGGGUGGUCUACAUUGCACAAUUCAUCAUGGUGGCUUGUGUGAAGUAUGGCCUGUCCCCUUCAACCGGCUCAUAA
Durusdinium trenchii is the source of this 1251-nucleotide messenger RNA. The record is from the annotation of a GenBank genome assembly. NCBI's taxonomy places the organism in Eukaryota, Dinophyceae, Suessiales, Symbiodiniaceae.